Messenger RNA from Nasonia vitripennis (jewel wasp), 11861 nucleotides. RefSeq names its product piezo-type mechanosensitive ion channel component (gene Piezo). The record is from RefSeq and is a predicted model, not a curated record. Bases 3281 to 11173 code for a protein of 2630 amino acids. The transcript has 39 exons. Lineage: Eukaryota; Metazoa; Arthropoda; Insecta; Hymenoptera; Pteromalidae.
GUUAGAUAAUAAUUUUUAUUUAAUUAUAAAACAUAUAAACACAUGAAUUGGAAACAAAUAUAGCAUCAGAAGCGAUAUUGAAGCAUGAUUCUAAAUUUAAUUUUUUUAUACACGAGCUUUGAGACAGAUAAGUAUGCUGGAAUGUACACGUGUAGAAUUAUUUAAUCAAAUUCUACUUUCUUUUUAAUCAAAAGCACACUCAAAGAUAAGUAUCUCGUACUGGUGUUUCCCAGUAAAUGACCGUUGCACUGCUUGAUUUUUACAAUUGAUAUUAUUGUGCAGAUUAAAUAUAGCCUUUUUUUAAGGAAUAGCCAUCGUCUGCUCAAGAUGAAUCAAUUCAGGAUAACAUUGCGCAAUUUAGAAAAACUACAUACGAUUAUCCACAUUCAUAUAAAUAUUAUACCAAUAAAGAUAACAGAUAAAAGUUGUCUCUACAUGUUUAUAUCGAUUAAGGACAUUACAGCAGUUUACAUCCAUUAAUGCUGUAACCGCAGAUAAUCUGCUUUUGUUUCUAUAAUUAUAUAAAAAACUCAUUUGCAUUCAUUUACAAUAAAACGCAAUUUCACACAUUACGCGCACAACUUAUCCGAUAAGUAAAUCAGUGUCAAUCUAUAGAUCCAUCGUGUAGUUUUGUAAUCAUUGACGCUCUAAAUUUACACAGGUUGGUGAUAAGCAACGCCGAGGCGACGGAUGAGGACAAAAAUUGCUCAAGCCGUUUGAAACAUCGUAUUGUCUAAUCUAGCGUGGAAUAUUUUUAAGAUAUACAUGCAUACAUUAUUCCCAACAAAACUUCUCUCUUUUCCUAUGUAUCGCCAUAAAUGUAACUUAUGUAUAUGAUCAUCAGAAGUAUUCUAUUACAGUGCACAUAUCAAAAUGAUUUUUAGAAUCAGAAAGAUAAUUAUUGUUUGAUAAAUGAAUGAUAAAAUGAAUAAGAAAUAAAAAAAUUAUUUGAUCAAAUCGCUAAGAUUGUUAAUUAUUACGAAAACUAUUAUUGUCUCGUAUUGAAUUCAAUUUUUUGGACCAACAUAAAGUAAAUUCACUUGAACGAAAAGAGCGAUGUCAACCAUUAAAUUUUACUGCAAAUCUAAAUGUAUAUCUAAGUUUGCUGAAAAUCAAAAGAAUUGUUAUACACAUGGCAAUACCUGCAGGUACGGUAUGUAUUCAAGAGCCACAAUUCAAAUGAUUUUCAUUUUUUUGGCAACGCUUGCAAAAAACGUUGAUAUAGGGGUUAAGUAUGAAGCUCCUUGUGUUAUAAGCCGUCAAAAACUGGCUUCUGAUCAGGGAUAUAGAAGAUAUAAUUCUUAAUUAUAAUUCGUAUUACGAUAAUUUCAUUUUGCUAAGUGAUUUUAAUAUUAAUUGGCGGACUUCUUUGGCAUCUCAUCUUAUUCUAGGCGAGUCAUUUGAAUUAUGCGGUCUUACGCCGAUUACCUACGAUCCUCGAUGCCCAUCACCGAGUACAAACCAAUUCGCACACCUCCCUCUGUUGUACAAGACACAAUCACGGUACGAUCAUUUAAAAGGAGAAGCUUCACAGAAUUUAAGCGAGCUAUAGCAGGAAUCGUGUGGUAUGCCAUCUCUAUACUGGAUGAUGUUAAUGAAAAAGUCGAAUUUUUUCUAUCUUACUACUUUAGUAUAUAUGUAAGAUAAGCAUGUGUCCCUUCAUUCGCACCUUUGUAUCCAAGAAACCGCCAUUACCAUAUGGUACAAUUUUGCUGUGAAGCGCUAUGCAAUCUCACACAUUACAUAGAUAGAAGGCCUCUGUUCAAAUCAGGCGCUUAUCACCGCAAUCGCUCCGUACGGCAAUAUUACGGUACGCACCAUCUAACGGACUACAGUAACGAAAAAUAUCUACCUUACCGGCACUUUCUCGACGUUACUCUCUAGUUAACUUUAGUCUCUUCUUUGCCUUCUUUACACUUUCAUUUUUCGUAGCCAGGAGGCAGUACAAGCCAUAUUCCACUCGUCUACAAACAGCUCUCAAAUCUUACAAAAAAAGCGGCACUUUUUCUUGCAAGAACAUUUGUGCAACCUUUUUGUAAGUAGUAGAGUUUUUCACUAAGUUACACAAACCUUGCUGUAAAUACGAAUGUCGUACGGGUUAUCGUAAAUAUAUCAAUAAUUUUUUAUCAACAAUUCAAAAACUAUUUUAAAAAAACUUAAACGAAUCAUUGAAAGCAUUAUCUAUUGUGGUUUAUAAUUUUGGAGAAUUUUAAUUUUCAGCUGUUGAACUGUAAAUAAAAAAUGAUUGAUUUAUACUCUUUUGGAAAUGCCGAAAGCAGAUGAAUACGUUAAAAUAGUAUUUAUUGCAGUAUUACUUUAAUUGGCUCAUUUCACAUUUUUACCAUAAUCGCCGAUAUCAAGAAAAAUUAAACAUUUUGAUCUUAAAUAAUUCACGUUCAGAUGUAGAAUAUAGAGUUUUGAAAUCACUUUUUAGAAAAAGUAUAUAGUCGGCACGCUUAUUACGAAAAGAAUGAACCGUUGUUUUACAAGAUUUCGAGACUCUAUAGGAUUCAACGGUUCUUCAAGUUCUUUUGCUAUAAGGAAGGAAAGUGCGUCGGAGGAGACUGGAGAGCUUAAACAGACUCAUUCCGAGUUUGGGCUCGUUAACAAACAUCUGUAUUUUGAUCGCGAGAUUAUUUUAGUAAAAUUUUCCAUUCCUACACUUUUAAUGCGGCCGUUGCCGGUCUUGAGCUUGGGUAAACUCAAAGACAAAGGUGCCGUUUUUAAACGAGAGUCUCUUAUCUAGGUACGCAUUUAUUUAUCAUUCAUCAUUAAAAGUUGAUUGAACAAUAUUCGAAUCACGCGCUCGCGCCAGUGUUACCGAAAUAUGCCGCUAGAGCGGAUCAUCACAAUAACACUCGCUCGCAUCGGCGCAGACAGCUCUCGACGAAAAAGCCGGUUCGAGCCUUGUCUCUCUCCAAUCCAGCGCUCAGUCCACGAGCAGCUGACGUUCGCGUCGCGCACGUUUGUGUUCGUUCUAUUCCCCUCGCAUUAUCAUAUCGACGGAUUAUCGGCGCGAAGUGCGCGUCCGGGGAAAAAAGUGAGCGUCGUCCGUAAGGUUAUGACACGCUGCUACUGCAGCUGCUGUACUUCCAGAUCGAUGCAGCAAAGGUGCAGACUUGUCCUUAACAGCGCCAAGUGAGACAGUGGGUGGCUCUACUCGAGCGCAUGUUGUUCCGGCCGGGAGGAAGCCACGACUCGGGCGAAGAGCAGCUCCCGGGAUGCGCUGAGAUAGCGGGAAGGCGACACUGCAGGAUAGGCAAGAAGGCUGUCCGAAAACAUGACAAAGUAUUGGCUGAACGUGGCCCUUGUCAGGAUUCUUUUUCCUACGAUCCUCAUAGGAUGUACGAUAUGGAGACCUGUCGGGCUUUCACUGGUGUACCUGGCGCUGGCGCUCGUCUCGCCGAUCGUGCCGGUACCGACGUACAGCUCCAUGAACGGCCACACUGGCCGCUACCUCAAGGCCAGUAUCGGGCUCAGUCUCAUCGUCAGCCUCGUACAGCUCACCUUUCACAUAGUUCUUCUAGCGCUUCCACCCUACGGUCACUUUCUCCAAAACUGCGAGUUCGUAGAGACGCUGCUGAGACACAUAGGUCUAGUCAGGUUAGAUAGCGCGUCUGCGUGGGAGGUGUUCUUCUGGCUCACGCCGGAGAUCGUAGUCUUUCCGUCGAGCAUAGUCGUUUAUUUGACGUGUCGACGACUGAUCACCCCACCGCCCAGACAGGAGGACGAUAACUCUUCGCUGCAGAUUCAGGAGAAGAAGUCCAAGGAGCGAUCGGCCAAGAUAAUCAACUUCCUGGGCAGCAUCGGCACGUACGUCGUCCUAGCCACGCUAUGCUGCGCAGCUUCUCUGAAGCCCUCGGUGGAGGGCGGCUUCUACUUCCUGGUGUUCAUCGGCUCGGCGACCUGGUGGGCCUUCCACCGGGAGCUUCGUCGAGGCUUCGCUUUCGUCUGCCGCGUAGUCAUGGCAGUCGUGGCGGUGCACAUCGUGGUGCUGCUGUCCUACCAGAACCAGUGGCCCCAGGAGUACUUGCCGAUGAACAGCACCUGGGCCAGGUACUUCGCGCUCCAGGCCGUCUACGAGACCAACUGCACGGAUCCGAGGGACGUGGAGUACAUUGACGAUGCAGACUGGUCCACGUACGCUUACUCGUUGAGGCUGUUUCUGCUGUACUUUGUGCUGGCGCUGCAGUCCAAGUUCCUGUUUAAGAAACCGGCUAAGCAAAGAACGCGCCUAAGCGGCAAACUGGAAACGCUGGACACGCCACUGUCGCGGCACGUGUCCAUACGCAAAAGAACACCCUCGCAACGCUGGCAAUCUGCGCGACGAAAGGCUCGAAAGCCGAUCGCCGAGCCUGAGCCCUCGCAACCCAAUGAGAGGACGCCUCUGAUGCGGUUCGGAUCCGGACGCACUGGACUGCUUCAAGAUUCAACUGGGAGUGUCAUUGUACAAGACGGACAGCAGGACGACAGCAUUCAGCUGCAGUCGCUCAGCGAAGGUGUUUCAGAGGAGAAGCCUGGAGUUCUCGAGCACGUCAUCAUGGCAGUUUUUUCUGUCUUUCAACUUAUCGUCAAUUCGUCUUACUUAGCCACCAAUAUCAUUAUGAUGACUUGGAGCAUCAUGUACCAUAGUUGGACAACUUUCGCCCUGUUAUUAUGGGCCCUUGUUCUGUGGAUGGUCCCUAAUAAAAGAGCAUCGAUGAUGAAGUGUUCACCUUUCAUCGUUUUUUACUCGACGCUUCUUCUCCUGGUUCAAUAUGUAUAUAGCAUGGACCUGACCGAGGCGGAAUUGCCCACGAUUAUUCACGGCAUAAAAAUGGCAGACAUCGGUUUCAAGAAGCCGUCCGAAUUGAGUUGCUGGCAUCUCGUGGUCAAGUGUCUAUUCAUGACGAUGUUCUGGAUCACAAUGAGACAAUACACGGCGGAGAAAAUGAGGCAGCGCAGAUCGUCAACACUGCGAGACAUGGUAGCUCCUCUGCACGUGUCAGUAUCGACCGCGACGACAGCGAUGAACAAUCAAGCCGAGCCCGAAAUCAAGAGCAAAUUCAUGAAGGACGUAGGCGUCGUCGUCAAGAGGUUCAUGACCAAGUUUUGGAUAGCCGUCGUCGCUGUGAUGCUAUUCACCAGUGGCAUCACCGGCGAACGCAUGACCGUCUUCCGCAUCGUUUACAUGACUCUGUUUUUGUUCUUUAUCAUUACCUUCCAGAUAUCAUGGACGCUAUGGAGGAAAAUGAUGUAUGGAUUUUGGAUAACCGUUAUCGGAUACUCGGUCAUCAUGCUGAUUCUGGUGUAUACAUAUCAAUUUCCGGAUUUUCCCGAAUAUUGGGAAAAAUAUCUUCAUAUAUCACAGAAUUUACAAGAAGAUAUCGGCUUAAUCACUUACGAUACCAAAGACUUGUUUGUAAGGCUCCUCACUCCCACAUUCUUCGUGAUCAUCACAGUUUUGCAAAUUCAUUAUUUCCACCAUGAUUUCCUCGAAGUUACGAACAUCAAAAGAGUUGCUGAGGCUGCGAGAAAAGAUAGCCUUGGUCAUUCGCCAAGUACAGUACCGAUAGUAUCCCCCACUGAAGUUUUUGCGUCCGAUCAUGACGAUCAACGGCAUGUAUUUACUCUGAAGGAGCUGAAACAAAUGUCGAAAUUGGAGAGACUCGCGCUAAUGCGAAAGAUAUCGAACCAUCUGUACAAUUUUUACAAUCACAUUUGGCUCUUCCUAGAGAUUCAUAUGCAGAAAAUCAUUUUUAUCUCCUUUGUACUUUUGUGCAUCGACGACGUUUGUGCCAUCAAUUUCUUCUUCAUUCUGACAAUAGCUAUUUCGAUAAACUUCAGACGUACUGCUCAAAUAAUGGUAAUCAACGUUAUGGCUACAGCAGUCGCAGUUUUGAUGGUCAUCAAAAUGCUUUAUCAAAUCGACUACAUUAAACACGAUGAGUGGAAUCGUAAUUGCACCGAGCAUAUCCAAGGCAACUCUACGACAAAUGCAACUGAUAUAAUUAAGACCUACAACAUGGCCGAGUGGAUCGGAAUGAAAAAAGUCACCGACACUAUGAAACUUCCGAAGCUUCUAGAGGGUUACAUCGGUAUAAUAACGGUAACAACUUUUCGAGCGAUAAUUGCCGUCCGCCAGUGGUUCUAUCGCCAAGAAAACAAUGAAUCGCUUGAGACACCAAUGGUCAUGUUCCCAAAGAUCAAAAGAGCAGACGCAGAUAAAGGAAUAGUGCCCUGUAUCAAGUUCCUGUUCAACUACGGUUUUUACAAGUUUGGCCUGGAAUUCUGUCUGAUGGGCAUCGUUGCCCUUAUUGGAAGCAGACUAGAUUUUUACUCGGUUCUGUACAGCAUUUGGUUGAUGAUUUUAUUCUCUAUGAAUAGGCAGACUACGUUGAGAGUCUGGCCGUUCUUGAAGUUUUUCGCUGUGGUAUCGUUGCCGCUGCAGUAUGCGCUUGUCGUUGCACCACCCACGUGGCUAUGCAUCGAUUAUCCAUGGCGAGAUUCGGACAUUUUGAGGGGCUUACAGGAAUGGAUGUUUUUGCCGGAUCCAGAUUCUCGACCAAACCCGAAAAAACUAAUGUGCGACUUCAUCUUACUGCUGAUGAUAGUUCGUCAAAGUCUGGUCUUCCGAAUAGAACAGCGCAGUGCAUCGAGUGGACAAGAGUUUGUGGCGGGCCACAACUACUCAGUCUACAAAGAUAUGGAGAAGCCAAGUUUCGUCAAUCCAGUAAGAGACUACGUCUCGCAUAUACACAACUGGCUGGAUGUCUUCAAGCGUGGAAGUAUGAUGAGUUUGAUGUGGAUCACGUUGUCCAUCAUGUUCCUGGCUGGUACUAAGAGGACAAACUUGUUCUCACUGGGAUAUUUGAUUGGAGCUUUUGUAUUCUUAUGGCAAGGCAGUGACUUUUACCUUAGACCCCUCAAGACUAUUCUGAAGUGGUGGAACAUACUGAUCGGUUACAAUAUUUUUGUUAUUUUCUGCAAAACAAUAUUCCAAGGCAUCGGAUGUGUAUUCAUCCAAAAUCUUGAAGCAUAUGCUUGUUGGUGUAUCCAAUUGCUGGGCAUAGCUUGUUUAAAAAAGUUCGAAAUUUCCGACGAACAAUUUAAAUCCAGCUCUACCUGUGAUGUGGACCGGGAAGACAUCGGCAUGGUUUGGGACGGACUGUGCUUCGGCUUUCUACUGCUUCAAAAACGCCUGUUCCGCAGUUACUACUUCUUCCACAUAGUAGACGAGACCAAAGCAAUGAGUAUUCUAGCCUCAAGAGGGGCUGAGUUAUUGGAAGAACUUCAUCAGAAACGAAUUCAAGACCAAGAGGAUCAAGAGAAGGCGGUAUUGCAAAAAAUUAAAUUCAAAAUGGACAAGAUCAAGGCCAAUCAGAGAAAGAUUCAAGGUCCGAGUUACAAGGAGCCUAGAACUCACAAAAUCGAUACUUUGUAUAGGCAGCUUGAACGGCCGUUGUACAUGCAUAAUAGUCCAAAGACACACGUACAGGCCAUCCGAUCGGGAGAUUACUACAUGUUCGACGACAUGGACGACGACGACUUGACCGAUUUACAACCCGAGAAGGACAUAUUGGAAGAGGAAAAUCAGCGUCGCGAGCGUGAACAGAGAACUCGCCGAAUGACCAUAUCUGAGCUGAUGAACACGCUGAUUAAAACAGACAUUGAAAUAGCGACGCAUGUCGCGCUGUACGGAGGAACGCAAAAGGACGCCAUGAAAAUCCGACGUAGGAGUGUGCCGCUGACCCGCAAGAAAUCAUCCAUGUCCUAUCUGAGCGCUCGUUCCGAUACCGACACUGCCGCGGCUACCGAUCUGCCCGAACAAGCGAGCCUCAGUUCAGCCAUCGAAGGCGACGAUCUAGACGAGGAUCUAGACAAGAUUUCGGAGAUUGACGACGUCGACGCCUCCAAAUCCAAAGAAGAAACGGAUGAGCCCAAGGUCUCUUUCCUAACGUACUUCAGAUUCAUUUGGGCAUUUAUCAACAGCACCAUGGUGUCCAUGACCAGGUACUUAAAUCGCUACUCCAACGAUUACCGAUACGUCAGAAAGGUGUUGGCUAAGGAAAAGAAGCUAUUAAAGGCCAAACCAGAUUUCCGAAUGGGCACACGUCUGGGAAUAAGUCAGAUAUGGCAGCCGUUGCCGAUAGUCAAACAAAGAUCACCCGUUAAUGGGAAUCCAGACGACAUUGUCGAUGACCCCGGCGAAGGACCAAGUACCAGAGAUGACCGGAGUAGAAAGAGUAGGAAGGAAAGUUCGCUGUCAGUGCCACACAUCCGAAUUUUAGCGCCAAGUUUGGAGCGAGGAUUGGACAUAUCCUCCUCUAGCUCGCUAUUCUCUCAUGGAGUUGUACAACGCAGUGAGGACGACGAGGCGGUUCUGUCCGAGGUGGACCAGCCUCCGAUUAUACAAUUAGCCGCUUCCGUCUGGUUCGGUAUCCUGGCCCACUCGACGUUCCUGUGUUACUUCAUGGUCUUCUUGCAUCAAAUCAAGAACGCCUCGAUCCUGUCAACGCCACUACCUUUGAUGGUGUUCCUGUGGGGAUCGCUGACCAUCCCGAGACCGUCCAAGACUUUCUGGAUCACACUCAUUGCUUACAUCGAGGUCAUAGUUAUAAUAAAAUGUAUCUGCCAACCUGCGUUCCUCUACUGGAACAAAAAGGAAAUGUCGUCCUACCCCUUCGAAAUCCCGAGGAUCUUAGGAGUCGAACGAAAACCAAAUUAUGCCCUAUGGGAUUUGCUACUUCUUCUAGUUGUAUUUUUCCAUCGGUUCAUGCUGAAGUCCUUAGGACAGUGGACGACGCCAUCCUUGAAGACUCGAAAAAUUAUUCCAUCAGGUCUCACAGUCGCCGCUGUAAGACAACCGAGUGCAGAUAAGGAUGAAAAUAAAGCGGUGGUCGCGCAGCAGCCUACACAAGAAGAGGAAGCAGGGGGCACAACGAGUAACGUAAAUAAUGAAAUCACGACACCGCAAGGAAGAACAUUGAGCUUGCAGUUGGAGGUACCUGGGGAUACUGAAAACAAUUCUCCACCAACCGGUGACAACGAAAAGCUCGUCGUUAUUCAGGCGUCGGAACGAAGUCUGGUAGAAGAAGAUUUCCAGAAAGCAAUGCGUUUAACGCUUUCUAAAUACUUGGAGCCCAUGAGAAGGUUCUUUGCAAAUAUCCUCGACCAAUCGGGCAAAGAGAAGACAAACGUCUACGCUUACAUGUUCCUUUGUGACUUCUUUAACUUCAUUCUUUUGAUCUUCGGAUUUUCGUCCUUUGGGGCACAGCAAGGCGAUGGAGGCGUCGCGACGUACUUCGCAGAGAAUCGAGUGCCAAUGCCAUUCCUGCUUAUGUUGUUGCUACAAUUCGCAUUGAUAGUCAUUGAUAGGGCGUUAUUUUUGAAAAAAUCUAUCGCUGGAAAGCUGAUAUUCCAGUACUGCCUGGUAGUCGGUGUUCAUAUUUGGAUGUUCAUUAUCCUGCCAAGCGCUACAGAGAGGCAAUUCAAUACGAAAGUCAUACCCCAAAUAUGGUACAUGGUGAAGUGUUUCUAUCUACUUCUCGCAGCUUACCAAUUACGUCUUGGCUAUCCCACUCGUAUACUAGGCAACUUUUUGUGCAAAAAGUAUACCAUUGUUAAUUAUACUCUAUUCAAAGGAUUUAUGGUCGUUCCAUUCCUGUUCGAAAUGAGGGCUGUCAUGGAUUGGAUCUGGACCGACACGUCAAUGACGGUGAUGGACUGGUUCAAGAUGGAAGAUAUCUUUGCCAACAUAUACCAAAUAAAGUGUAUGCGCGGCUUAGAAACUGAUUACCCUCAAGAGCGCGGCAUAAAGAAGGCCCAGAUGAGCAAAUACCUCGUAGGUGGUGGUGCGCUCUUCCUCAUGAUCGGCAUGAUCUGGUUCCCACUACUUCUCUUCGCCUUGGGUAGCACCGUCGGCAUCUCCAACCUUCCCUACGAAGUCACCCUAAAUAUGAAGAUUGGAUCAUACGAACCGAUCUACACGAUCUCCGCACAGAACAGUUCCAUCUUCCAGUACAGCGAGAAGAACUUCAAUGACCUAAGAGAGCUGUAUGAGGUAACGCAUCGUGACCGAUCCGCCGUGACUUUCCUCGAGAACUACAUCAAUACGGACGUGGCAGCGGUGAAACUCAGUACAGAGUCUGGUAGACUAUGGAACAUCUCACCACCGGAUAAAAAUCGGUUGAAAGCUGAGCUGAUGUCAGACAAUAUCGUGACGAUUCACGUGGAGUGGACUGUGUCGAAGAAACCGGCAUCGAAAGACACUUCUGGGGUCACGUCAAACACCAGGGAUAUAAAGCUGGAACCGUUCGUUAACGGCGUGAUCAAUCCGGUGAGGAAAGAUCUAUUGGACGCGUUGAACGGUAUCGGAGAUAGCAUGGAACCUAUGGCUGGAAACAAUGCUACAGACGUGGUGAUAUCGGGUAAUGGGGCCGGAAAUCAAUCCGACAUUAAGAGCAAGAGCGUGUUACUGCAAAACGUACUGCCGAUGUUCCUGAAGGUCACCAGUAGGACCACUUCGGUCGUACCACAACUGAUGAAGCCACUGGUUCAGUUCAAUAAAAACAAGAUCAACUUUGACGCCGAGGACGAAGAAUCGAUGAGCUACCUGUAUAGAGACGUAACGCUGGUCGUGACUAACAACUCGAUCAAUCAACAAUGGUUCGCCGUUCAUGAAGCUUGCAAUGACUCGAUCUACAACACAACUCUGAACGAGAUCCCGUUGAACGACUGCUCGUACAUCAUGAUGUUCUUGUUCAACGACAAGGUUUUCCCGGAAGGUCUCAGUUUCAUCAGUGGAUUGGGAAUAUUUGGACUGUACACCACAGCGGUCAUUUUGGUGAGCAGCUUCAUUAAGAAGAUGGUCAGUGAUAUGGCACCAAAGAUCAUGUUCGAGGACCUACCCUAUGUCGAUCGGAUACUCAGACUCUGUCUGGACAUCUACCUGGUGCGAGAAAGCGGAGAUCUGUGUCUCGAGGAGGAUCUGUUCGCGAAACUCGUUUUCCUCUAUAGAUCGCCGGAGACGUUGAUCAGGUGGACGAGGCCACCAGAACCCGGCGAACGAACGGACGGCGACGACGACGAUCAGAACUACAACGAGAUCGACGAAAACGGUGGAGACGAAGUAGACGACGGCGAGGAAAGUCAAUUGCGAAGGAGACUGCACGACGAAGAGCGUAGCGAAUGAGCUGCCAGAUAUUAAUUUUAAUUUAAAACGUAUUUCUCUUUAUAUUUCAAUCAAUUUGUAAAGAGUAUCUCGUUUACGGGCUUUUAUCAAAAUUUUCGAUGCGCUAAUGUUCGAAGAAUCUCUGAGUAUAGUUGAUAACGCGAAAAAGGAGAGUACGUUCCUAUGGUCUAAGCAUAGAAAUAUCAUAGUUUUUAAGAGUGUUACUGAACGAAUGCUUACAGCGCACAUAACGCUGAGUAUAACGAUAUUAUGUGUGGUGUACGGAAAAAAUCAUUGCAGAAUCGAUGAUGGACCAGUUAUCGAGACGUAUCUAAAAAUCAAUUCGUUAUAGAAAGUUUAAAAACUUAUUAGACGUUUUCUACAAAAGUGUAGCAAUUUUAUACACUCGUGAAAGUCAUUUAUACAUCGUGCGUCAUAAACAUGCUUCAUUACUUUACAAUUAUGAAACGCAUCUUUUUUUAUUUUUUUAUUACACAACUAUUGCAUACAUGCAUGUCAUUUUCAUGAGAUUUGUGCGGAAUCAUGUUGUAGCUUCUUUUUUUUCUUAUUUACACAUGAAUGUUUAUUUAGCAAAGCCUUUUGUAAAUUCAUCAAAGAAAAUGUACAUAUUCUGAGAUUUAUAAUUUAACUAAGUGUAGCAUAUAAAUAUUAUUGAUAUUGUCUUAAUAAUAAAUAAUAUUCUUAUGUA